Lytechinus pictus (painted urchin) is the source of this 2948-nucleotide messenger RNA. Its product is annotated as cholinesterase 1-like. The transcript is spliced from 10 exons. Gene Ontology annotation, molecular function: cholinesterase activity. Bases 113 to 1921 code for a protein of 602 amino acids. NCBI's taxonomy places the organism in Eukaryota, Metazoa, Echinodermata, Echinoidea, Temnopleuroida, Toxopneustidae. The record is from RefSeq and is a predicted model, not a curated record.
GCACACAGACAGUCCCUUAAAUCCUAUAUACGGAAGAAUUCAAUGUACCUCAGUGGGGUUUUAUGUACGUAUUUUAUUCUAUGUUCGUCAAUGAAUCAUUCCGAAAACUCGAAUGAAAAUGAGGUUUCUUUCCAUCAUUUUAUUAGCAUUAAUCGUCGCGAUAAAAGGAGAAAGUCCUCGUGUGACAGUCAAUGAAGGAACAUUGGUCGGGAAGACAGUGGAAUUUAGUGAGAAUCAGUUCAUCAAUGUCACCAAGAAUAUAGAUAUGUUUCUGGGUGUACCUUUUGCAAGUCCUCCGCGAAGGUUCUCUCCUCCAGAACCUAUGACGUCAUGGUCAGGAGAACGAAAUGCAACUGAAUUCUCACCAGCGUGUCAACAAGAUCCCUCAAACUCCCUCUAUUACCCAAUAACAUCAGAAGAUUGUCUCUAUCUAAAUGUAUAUACACCGAGUCCAAAGCCCUCUGGUAUACCUGUGAUGGUAUGGAUUCAUGGAGGAGGGUUUGUUACUGGUUCAGCAAUGACAUACAGUUACUAUGGAGUUCCAUUGGUUGCUGUUGGUGAUGUUAUCAUGGUUUCUAUCAACUACAGACUGGCAAUCUUUGCACAUUUGACAACUGGGGAUUCUGAAGCUCCUGGUAACAUAGGGAUGUUGGACCAAGUUGCUGCUCUGGAAUGGAUUUAUAAUAACAUCGAAUCGUUUGGAGGUGACAAAGACCGAAUCACAAUAUUCGGAGAGAGUGCUGGAGCAGCUAGCGUCGGAUUUCAUGUACUUUCCAAACUCAGUCGACCAUACUUCAGUCAAGCCAUUUAUCAGAGUGGAACAGUAUUUAAUCCCUGGUCAUUCAAAAACGAUCCUUCAGAAGAGAUUGAGAAUUCUCAAGAUCUUGGAAGAUCAAUGGGUUGUGAUGAUGUAACAUCUUCUGCUUCUUUGGUCUCUUGUUUAAGGGAUGUGGAUCCUAUAGCCCUAGGCCAAGCCGCUGACCAGGUUUACGGGCAAACAUAUCCAGUGACUUUAGAUGGAGUCUUCCUAGAUGAUACCCCAACUAAUCUGUAUGAGAAAGGAGACUUUGCUAACGUACCAAUCAUGAUAGGAUUUAAUAAAGAUGAAGGAACAUUGUAUGUUUUACAAGUCAUUCCCGAGUCCUUCGGUAGUCCGAUAGCACCUCAUAUUAACCGUACAUACUUCGAAAUUUACGUUCGAUCUCUCAUGAUUAUUUAUGAACGCAACGAUGAGAUCGUCAAUGAUGCCGUGUUCCAAGAGUACAUAGACUGGACAAUGGCUGAUGACCCUACUGCUGAUUACUUUCGAUCAAUGGUUGAUUUUAGUGGUGAUUUUGAUUUCGCUUGUUCAUCUGAUAUGGUGAUGAGGAAGCAUGCACAAGCUGGUGGCACUGUCUAUAAGUAUUACAUGACACACGAUCCUACUGAUUCCAUAUACAAGUACGGUGAUAUCAUUCCUGAUAUACCUUGGAUUGGAGCUGGUCACGGGGAAGAUCUGACCUUUGUCUUUGGUUAUCCAUUCAUUGAAGAACUUAAAGACAUCAUGGGUCAUACCUUAACAGACGAAGAAAAGGCACUCUCUGUAAAGAUGAUGAAAUUCUGGACAAACUUUGCCAAAUCAGGAAAUCCCAGCAAGUCAAGUUUGGAUGGUGAAGAAGGAGAAGGAGAGGAUUUCUGGCCUUUGUAUACAAUCCCCGAACUGAACCACAAGGAGAUAUCCCUCCAGUUAGGCCAAGGAAGAGCUAUUAGGGCUCGGCAGUGUCAUUUCUGGAAUGAAUAUGUUCCAAAACUUCAAGUUUUUUCAAAUUCAAUUGACGAUGAAGAGAAGGCAUGGCGAGAGAGUUAUAAUGGAUGGAAGGAUGAAAUGACAGAAUGGCAACAACUCUUUGAUGAAUAUAAAAAACAACCUACAUGCAAUUAGAAACACUCAUUUUGGACCGUAUGUGCCUCUCUGGACAAGUGAAAUGCAUGUGUGAUCAUAUUCAUCAACCUUUUUAUAUCUUGCUGAGGGAUGUUUCAAUGAUUAGUUUAAUCAUUUGAACUUGACGGAAUCUGUCGGUAAUAAUUAUAUAUAAUAUUAUGUGGAUCUUUGUUGUAUUUGAAACACUUACUAGACUUCUGAGCUUUAAUUGUCUUCACAGCCUUCAUUCACUAUCUAUAUUGAUUUCACUAUAGGCAAAACUGAUGUCUAUAUCUUUACUGUAAUAUUUUAGAACAAGUGGUGAGUGAUUUAUGAGUUUUACCUUUUCACCAGACUUCAACAUUUCGAGAAAGACCACAGUGUCAACAUGUGCGACGUCAUACUUUGUCCAGAUAAUUUACUGACUUCUUACAGCUUUAUAUUCUGGUAAUUCAAUAUGUUGCAAGAUGCAGUACUACAAUCCACGAUAUUAAAGUACAUCCUAACAAAGCAGCAAAUUAAACAGAAAUAAUUUCUCCCGUAAUUUCUUCCGUGAGUGGUUGAACCUAUUCUUUUCCAUUUCUCUCUCUUAUUCUGAUUACUAUGUUGUUAUUAUUUUGUUUAUUCAUGUGAACCAUGUGCUUAAGUUAACAGGGUUCCCAGCCCAUCAGGGAAAUCAGGGUAGAUUAUUUAACUUUUUUCCAGUUAUAAUAGGGAAAUAUCAGGGAAUUUGAUUUUGUUUUAAUACUUCAAAUCAGGGAAUUUUGAUUGGCUCAAAAGUUGAAAGCACGGUAGUCAGUCCGACUAUUUAGUUGCAUUUCAAAACAAUAUCAGUUUCUCAACAGAGGUUGAUUAAAUCCCAGGAAGCAUAGCAGCCAUCAUUUUCAAAUUUGAAAUGGACUUUUGAUAUCAUAAUGUAGGCCUACAAUGAAACUAUAUGUCUGUAUUCAGAAUUUUGCCGAUGUCCUCAUUUUAUUCCCUUCAAAAUUCAUACAUGGUUCUAAAUUCCACCAGUCUACAGUACGUAUUUGCUAUCAUAUAUAUAUAU